Nematocida homosporus is the source of this 1101-nucleotide messenger RNA. RefSeq lists its product as uncharacterized. The record is from RefSeq and is a predicted model, not a curated record. Lineage: Eukaryota; Fungi; Microsporidia. The transcript has a single exon. Gene Ontology annotation, molecular function: GTP binding; GTPase activity. Gene Ontology annotation, biological process: cytoplasmic translation. Gene Ontology annotation, cellular component: cytoplasm. The coding region runs from base 1 to 1101 and encodes 366 amino acids.
AUGAGUGUAAUCGAAAAGAUCCGAGAAAUUGAGAAUGAAAUGGCUCGAACCCAAAAGAACAAAGCAACUGCUAGUCACUUGGGACUCUUAAAGGCCAAACUAGCCAAAUUAAGACGUGAGUUAUUGACUCCUAAAGGUAGUUCAAGCGGUGGAGGAGAAGGAUUUGAUGUUGCUAAAACAGGAGUAGCUCGAGUUGGAUUUAUUGGGUUCCCUUCAGUAGGAAAGAGUACUAUUAUGACCAAACUAACGGGAACGUACAGUGCAGUAGCCGAGUACGAAUUUACUACCUUAACGACUGUUCCUGGUGUACUGCACUAUAAUGGAGCUAAGAUUCAGAUUCUGGACUUGCCAGGAAUUCUUGAAGGGGCUAAAGAUGGCCGAGGAAGAGGUAAGCAAGUCAUUGCUGUAGCCAGAACUUGCAGUUUAAUCUAUAUUGUCCUGGAUAUUACUAAGCCAAUCGGCCAGAAGAAGAAGAUCGAGAAUGAGUUAGAAGGGUUUGGAAUUAGACUGAACAAAACUCCACCUGAUAUUACACUUGGUAAAAGAGAUCGUGGUGGAGUGAAUAUUCGAUCGACUUGUCGUUUGACCCAUUUAGAUGAGGAGGGAAUCAAAGCUAUUUUUAAGGAGUAUCGUAUUCUGAAUGUAGAUGUAAUGUUCCGGUGUGAUGCAACUGCUGAUGAGUUGAUUGAUGUAAUAGAAGGAAAUAGAGUUUAUAUCCCGGCUAUAUAUGUGCUGAAUAAGAUAGAUAGUAUUAGUUAUGAGGAGUUGUGUUUGGUGAGUAAGAUUAAGAACUCAGUGCCGGUUAGUGCUGAGAAGGGCUGGAAUUUAGAUGGGAUUUUAGAGGCAUCUUGGGAUAUGUUGCAGUUGAUUAGGAUUUAUGCUAAGCCGCGAGGUCAGUUACCAGACUAUUCUGCGCCGGUGGUACUUCGUACUAAUCGGUGUUCAGUGCGGGACUUUUGUAAUGCUAUUCAUCGAGGUAUUCUUGGCGAGUUCAAGAAUGCAAUUGUGUGGGGGAAGAGUGUUAAGCAUGUGCCGCAGAGAGUGGGUAGAGACCAUAUUUUGAUGGAUGAAGAUGUGGUACAGAUUGUCAAGCGGCGGUAA